AUGACUUCGAACAUGAACUUCACCGAUAGGGCGAGCAAGGCUCUGUCCGAUGCCAUGGCAAUCGCAGAAUCCUAUGCUCACCCUCAACUACUACCCCUCCAUCUCGCCUCCAGUUUACUCGACCCUCCCAUCGACGAGUCCAAGGACCAGCAACAAACGGUCAACGCCUCCCAUGGAUCUGCCUCACAAUCACUAUUCCGACAAGUCGUCGAGCGGGCUCAUGGCGACCCUCAAGCCUUCCAACGAGCCCUCAAUCGAGCUCUCGUCCGACUUCCGAGUCAGAACCCUCCACCAGACCAAAUAUCCAUGGCACCCUCUUUCACGAAAGUCCUCAGACAAGCCAACGAGUUACAAAAGACACAGAAAGACUCUUUCAUUGCAGUCGAUCACUUGAUCAUUGCUCUGUCGGAGGAUCCUACAUGCCAGGCUUCACUGAAGGAGGGCAAUAUCCCGAACGUUAAGGUGUUGCAGGAUGCAGUCCAGAGUAUCCGAGGCACCCGCAGAGUCGACUCGAAGACUGCAGACACAGAGGAGGAGUUUGAGAACCUGAAGAAGUUCACCAUCGACAUGACUGCCAUGGCAAGGGAGGGAAAGGUUGACCCUGUCAUUGGCCGAGAGGAGGAGAUUCGCCGAGUCGUCCGAAUCCUGUCCAGACGAACCAAGAACAAUCCAGUCCUGAUCGGAGAGCCCGGUGUGGGAAAGACAACUGUGGUUGAGGGUCUGGCACAACGUAUCGUCAAUAAUGAUGUUCCAGACAACCUCGCCGCCUGCAAGUUGCUCUCGCUGGAUGUUGGUUCGCUUGUUGCUGGCAGCAAAUACCGAGGAGAAUUCGAGGAGAGAAUGAAGGGCCUUUUAAACGAAAUUGAGCAAUCGAAGGAAUUCAUUGUUCUUUUCGUCGACGAGAUGCAUCUUCUCAUGGGUGCUGGGUCAAGUGGUGAAGGUGGCAUGGACGCUGCCAAUUUGCUGAAGCCCAUGCUGGCCAGAGGACAACUACAUUGCAUUGGUGCAACGACACUCGCCGAGUACCGCAAAUAUAUCGAGAAGGAUGCUGCAUUUGAAAGACGUUUCCAACAAGUUCUCGUCAAGGAGCCCACCAUUCCCGAGGUCAUUUCAAUUCUCCGAGGUUUGAAGGAGAAGUACGAAGUUUAUCACGGUAUCACCAUUUCAGAUGGUGCUAUUGUGGCUGCAGCUACUCUAGCUGCUCGCUAUCUCACUCAGAGACGACUUCCUGACUCGGCUGUAGAUCUCAUCGACGAGGCUGCAGCUGCAGUCAAGACCGAACGAGAAUCACUCCCAGAAGCACUCGACAACCUCAAUCGUAAGCUUCAACAACUCAAGAUUGAAAUCCACGCCUUAUCACGAGAGAAGGACGAAGCUGCCAAGGCUCGUCUCGCCCAAGCCAAGCAGGACGCCAGCAACUGCGAGGAGGAACUGAGACCUCUUCGUGAGAAAUACGAGAGCGAGAAGAACCGAAGCAAGUCCAUCCAAGAAGCCAAAGUCAAGCUGGAUCAACUUCGUGUCAAGAAAGACGAAGCUAUGCGAAUGGGAGAUGAUCAAAAGGCUGCAGACUUGACAUACUACGCCAUCCCUGAGCAGGAAGCUUUCAUCAAGCAAUUGGAGAAAGAGAAAGUGCUUGCAGAUCAGGCUUUGAGCGCCAGCAACCCAGAUGGCGGCGGAUCACUGAUUACCGACGUUGUUGGACCAGAUCAGAUCAACGAGAUCGUUGCUCGCGCAACUGGUAUCCCUGUCAACAGGCUCAAGGCUACCGAGAAAGACAAGCUCCUGCAGAUGGAGAAAGUUCUGUCCAAAAUCGUUAUUGGUCAGAGAGAGGGUGUUAAAGCGGUUUCCGACAAGAUCCGGCUGCAAAGAUCUGGAUUGUCAAACCCGAAUCAGCCGCCCAGUUUCCUCUUCUGCGGUCCCUCCGGUACUGGUAAGACUCUUCUCACGAAGGCUCUUGCCGAGUUCCUUUUCGACGACCCAAAGGCUAUGAUCCGACUCGACAUGUCCGAGUACCAAGAACGCCAUACCGUCAGUCGUAUGAUUGGUGCCCCUCCAGGAUAUGUCGGUCAUGAUGCUGGUGGACAGCUUACCGAGGCUCUCCGCCGAAAGCCUUUCUCAAUCUUGCUCUUCGAUGAGGUUGAGAAGGCUGCCAAGGAGGUCCUUACCAUUCUCCUCCAACUCAUGGAUGAUGGUCGUAUCACCGACGGCCAAGGACGUGUCAUCGAUGCCCGAAACUGCAUUGUUGUCAUGACAUCCAACAUUGGAGCAGAAUACCUUCAAAGAGCCACCACACUCAAUGGCAAGAUCGACGAUACCACCAAGGCUCUCGUUACUAAAGCAUUGGAAGACUACUUCUUGCCCGAAUUCCUCAAUCGGAUCAGCGAGACUAUUAUCUUCAACCGUCUGUCCAAGAACGAGAUCCGCAAGAUCGUCGACGUCCGUCUCAGCGAAAUCCAGAAACGCCUCUCUACCAAUGGCAGAAAUGUCAUUAUCGACUGCUCGCCCGCUGUACGCGAAUGGCUCGGAAAUGCUGGCUACCAUCCAAGCUACGGAGCCAGACCUCUUGCCCGACUCAUCGAGACUGAAGUCCUCAACAAGCUCGCUGUUCUCAUCCUCAGAGGCUCAAUCAAGGAUGGAGAGACGGCCAGAGUCGUCAUGGAUAAUGGCCGUAUCCGCGUCCUUUCCAACCACGAAGAAUCUGACUCGAGCAGUGACGAUGAAGAGAUGGACGAUGCGGAUGUCACGGAGGCAUUGGGUGGUGAUGAGAAUGAAAUGGAGCUUUAUGAUUAG
Cadophora gregata is the source of this 2790-nucleotide messenger RNA. It is a transcript of the gene HSP98, whose product is annotated as Heat shock protein hsp98. The coding region runs from base 1 to 2790 and encodes 929 amino acids. NCBI's taxonomy places the organism in Eukaryota, Fungi, Ascomycota, Leotiomycetes, Helotiales, Ploettnerulaceae. Gene Ontology annotation, biological process: cellular response to heat. Gene Ontology annotation, cellular component: cytosol; cytoplasm. The transcript has a single exon. The record is from RefSeq and is a predicted model, not a curated record. Gene Ontology annotation, molecular function: ATP binding; ATP hydrolysis activity.